CAAUCAGAAAGCUUCCUUAAGUAUUAGAGCCAAUCAGAGCUGAGGUGCGCAGGUUUAAAUGCCUGUGAGGGCACUGGGCACUCACCUCCUCCAUCCCUUCAAGGCCUGUGUUUACUCUGUCCUCCUCCAACCCAAGCAGCCUCCCUGGGAAGAUGUCACCUGUCCUGAUUCUCCUGACCUUUCUUCUGCCACUUGGAGCUGGUGCAGAGGAGAUCAUCGGGGGACAUGAGGUCAAGCCCCACUCCCGCCCCUACAUGGCAUUUAUUCAGUCUGUGCGUGAUGAUGGGAAUAAGAGUCGCUGUGGAGGCUUCCUGGUGCGAGACAACUUCGUGCUGACAGCUGCCCACUGCCUGGGAAGCUCUAUGAAAGUCACUCUGGGAGCCCAUGAUGUCACAGCACAGGAGGAGACCCAGCAGAUCAUCCCUGUAGCAAAAGCCAUUCAACACCCUGACUAUAAUUCUAAGGACUACUCCAGUGACAUCAUGCUCUUGAAGCUGCAGAGGCAAGCCCAGAGAACUAAAGCUGUGAGGAUCCUCAAGCUUCCAGGGCGCAAAGUGCAUGUGAAGCCAGGAGAUGUGUGCUCCGUGGCUGGUUGGGGAAAGACGGCCCCAGAUGGCAAAUGCUCAGACACACUUCAAGAGGUGGAGCUGACGGUGCAGAGGGAUCAGGAGUGUGAGGCCCACUAUCCAGGUCGUUACAACAAAGCCAUUGAGAUAUGUGUAGGGGACCCCAAGAUCAAGCGUGCGGCCCUUAAGGGUGAUUCUGGAGGGCCUCUCUUGUGUAAGAAAGUGGCUGUAGGCAUUGUAUCCUUUGGAAAAAAUGAUGGUUCAACACCUGAAGUCUUCACCAGGGUCUCAAGUUUCCUAUCUUGGAUAAAGAAAACAAUGAAAAUCAGCUAACUACAGAGCAUGCCAAACCCUUCCCUGACUCACCAUCUUUCCCAGGCUGAGUCCAGGGCUGUCCUAGGACAGAAACUCAAUAAAGACUCUUUGCUGAAUCACAA
Mesocricetus auratus (golden hamster) is the source of this 1003-nucleotide messenger RNA. Its product is annotated as granzyme C-like. Gene Ontology annotation, molecular function: serine-type endopeptidase activity. Gene Ontology annotation, biological process: proteolysis. The record is from RefSeq and is a predicted model, not a curated record. The transcript has 5 exons. The coding region runs from base 153 to 899 and encodes 248 amino acids. Gene Ontology annotation, cellular component: cytoplasm; intracellular membrane-bounded organelle. Lineage: Eukaryota; Metazoa; Chordata; Mammalia; Rodentia; Cricetidae.